GUCCACGCAAAUCACAAACCCUAUUUCCCCAAAUUCUCUGAGAAACCCUAACCUCUCGAAUCCUCGCAUCCAUGGCUGCUCAAAACCCUAAGGUGUUCUUCGACAUGACGAUCGGAGGCCAGCCGGCCGGCCGCAUCGUGAUGGAGCUCUACGCCGACACCACCCCCCGCACCGCCGAGAACUUCCGUGCUCUCUGCACCGGCGAGAAGGGAACCGGCCGCUCCGGCAAGCCUCUCCACUACAAGGGAUCCGCCUUCCACCGUGUGAUCCCCGGGUUCAUGUGCCAGGGAGGUGACUUCACCGCCGGAAACGGCACCGGAGGCGAGUCGAUCUACGGCGCCAAGUUCGCCGACGAGAACUUCGUCAAGAAGCACACCGGCCCCGGAAUCCUCUCCAUGGCGAAUGCGGGCCCCGGGACCAACGGAUCUCAGUUCUUCAUCUGCACCGCCAAGACUGAGUGGCUCGAUGGCAAGCACGUCGUGUUCGGCCAGGUCGUUGAGGGCCUCGAUGUCGUCAAGAACAUCGAGAAGGUCGGGUCCGGCUCUGGAAGGUGCUCCAAGCCUGUUGUUGUUGCCGACUGUGGCCAGCUCUGUUAGACGACGUGUCGUUUCUGUGAUCGGCGAUCGUCGUUUCUCUGUUAUGAUGGGUCCUCUUUUCCUUCUAUGUUUAAAUUUCGAAUUUUAAAUUUCUGUUUUUCGUCGUAGAUGGGUCGCUGUCUCUAUCUCUAGUGUUUGAGUUUCUUAUGGUAUUGGGGCCUUUUGGUGGCCGUGGUUGUCGAAUUAUCAAAUGAUCUCAGACUUUUUAUA
Messenger RNA from Fragaria vesca subsp. vesca, 806 nucleotides. RefSeq names its product peptidyl-prolyl cis-trans isomerase 1-like. Bases 72 to 596 code for a protein of 174 amino acids. NCBI's taxonomy places the organism in Eukaryota, Viridiplantae, Streptophyta, Magnoliopsida, Rosales, Rosaceae. Gene Ontology annotation, molecular function: peptidyl-prolyl cis-trans isomerase activity. Gene Ontology annotation, biological process: protein folding; protein peptidyl-prolyl isomerization. The record is from RefSeq and is a predicted model, not a curated record. The transcript has a single exon.